CACAGCUAUUUGUCAUCACCACAUAACACGUAUUGUGUGAUCUGCAAUUUGUACGAGAAAGUGCUGUUUUCAUUAUAAGAAAUAACAUUAAAUAAUUGUGCGGUUCGAGCAGAAAAUUCCAUAAAAUAGGAGGCGGCUUUGUAAGCCCAUUGUUGAAGAACAAAAGUGAACUAUAUAAUAUUCAAAGAUCAACCGUUAAAUUGAACAUAAAGAAGAACACCUGACAACAUCGGCCGUCCCUUUUAAGUAAAGGUUUGAACUGCAGCUGCAUUAUUAAGCUCCACAAGAAGAACAUUUCAACCAAACACAUUCGCACCGAAUCGAACAAACAAUACACAUACACAUACAUUCAAUAUAAUAAAGCAUUAUUAUAAUAAUAGUUAACCAAAAGAAAACAACAAUCAACUGAAUAAAUUUUAGGCGCAAGUUAUAAAGUUUUAUAACCCAACAUUUGUGACUACGGCAGCGUGGGAAGUGCCACUGAGUUAAUAGCAGCAAACACUUGGCGGAAAAUCAUACAAAUUACACAACAGAAACAUAAACAGAAGCAACAACAAGACGAUGGCAACAACAGCACGUAGCGGUGGUAAUGCCAGCGGCAGCUCAGCUCAACGCCCCAAUGGUACACAACAAAAUAAGAAUUGCCAAUUCAAAUUGGUACUACUGGGCGAAUCGGCGGUGGGCAAAUCAUCGCUUGUGCUACGUUUCGUUAAGGGGCAAUUCCAUGAAUAUCAGGAGAGUACGAUAGGCGCUGCAUUUCUGACACAAACACUCUGCAUAGAGGAUACGGUGGUGAAAUUUGAAAUUUGGGAUACGGCCGGUCAGGAAAGAUAUCACAGCUUAGCUCCUAUGUACUAUCGUGGUGCACAAGCCGCCAUCGUUGUGUAUGACAUACAAAAUCAAGACAGUUUUCAGCGUGCAAAAACCUGGGUCAAGGAACUGCAUAAACAAGCAUCACCGAACAUUGUUAUUGCCCUGGCUGGCAAUAAAGCGGAUUUAUCAAAUAUUCGUGUUGUAGAAUAUGAAGAAGCAAAGCAAUAUGCCGAAGAGAACGGAUUACUUUUUAUGGAAACCUCGGCAAAAACGGGAAUGAAUGUGAAUGAUAUCUUCUUAGCUAUUGCUAAGAAAUUACCUAAAAACGAUGGAGCAAAUAAUCAAGGCGCUCCUGCUGGUAGAAGGCUGAAUGAUAAUGAAAAUAACCGACAAACAAACAAUUGCUGCAAGUGAUGUCCUUUUGUAGAAAAUGAAAUUUCCAACGAGAGAUUUGAGAAAUUUAUGCUGAUAAUUAUAAAUAAAAAAAUAAAUAUUUAAAUUACAAUUAAAAAGAGAAGAGAAGGAGAGAAAAAACAGAAAAUAAGAAUUAUAAAGCAAAAACAAACAAAAAAUAAGCAAAGAUGAUGAAUGAUGAUGAUGUUGAGUGGUGGGAAAGCAACCAACAAAUAAUAAUAAUAAAUAUUAAUAUAUAAAAUUAAAAUUAUGAUAUAAUGAUGAUAAUGCUGGAAAAUAGAUUAAAAUAAAGUCACAUUAAAAAACGAAAAUAGAAAAUAUAUAUAAAGAGAGAAAAAAGAGAAAAAAAAACAUUAAGAAGAAAACCAAAUGAAGGAAAAUACUUUACACAGCCCUUUUCAGCUCCUCACCGCAAUUCAGCGCCAACAUCAAUCAAUCAACAGCAGCAGCAACAGCAACAUACCAAUAACCACACACACACACACACACACACACCAGCCUGUAUUUCAAAUAACAGAUUAUGUUUGCCCUCUCCCCCCCACACUCAAACACACACAUACACUUUAUAAACGCAACGACAUUUGACAUUUGAGAUAAAGUUACAAAUAAAUAAACAUAUUCAUUAAAUAUACAUAUAAUUAGUAAUGAAUACUAAGUGAGAGUUCAAACGUAAAAUUUUUCAGUAAUAAAAAAAAAAUUAAAUAAAUAAAAUAAAAGUAAAAUAAUUGAAAUUCAUAAGGAAUCACUAAACUCAAAUCAUAUUGCAAACAUUGAUGAGAGCAAAGGAAAUAUGCAGGCUUGUUGAAUAUUUUUUUCUUUUCGCUGAUAUCACGUUUAUAACAAUGUUAAAAGCAUUUCAGGCGGCAGUUGUCAAAAUGAGUACGUCGCAAUAUUGUUAAUAUGUACAUACAUACAUACACACAUAUGCUGUUGUGUAUGUAGGCUUGAGUGUGAUGUUGUGUUAGCCGAAAGA
Ceratitis capitata (Mediterranean fruit fly) is the source of this 2200-nucleotide messenger RNA. RefSeq names its product ras-related protein Rab-5B (gene Rab5). The record is from RefSeq and is a predicted model, not a curated record. NCBI's taxonomy places the organism in Eukaryota, Metazoa, Arthropoda, Insecta, Diptera, Tephritidae. The transcript has 6 exons. Bases 562 to 1227 code for a protein of 221 amino acids. Gene Ontology annotation, molecular function: GTPase activity; GTP binding.